This is a messenger RNA of Coccinella septempunctata (seven-spotted ladybird), 1337 nucleotides long. RefSeq names its product trypsin-like. Gene Ontology annotation, molecular function: serine-type endopeptidase activity. Gene Ontology annotation, biological process: proteolysis. The transcript has a single exon. Lineage: Eukaryota; Metazoa; Arthropoda; Insecta; Coleoptera; Coccinellidae. The coding region runs from base 20 to 880 and encodes 286 amino acids. The record is from RefSeq and is a predicted model, not a curated record.
GUUGCCAAUCUUCAGUAUAAUGCUCAUAUUGAUCAGCCUUCAUGAAGCAAAAUGCGAUCCUUAUAACCUGACAAAGAGAAUAGUUGGUGGGUACAACUGCUCUGUAGAAAGGUUUCCUUUCAUGGUAUCCAUCUGGGAAACCAUGUCCAUGAAGCAUUUUUGCGGCGGUACUCUGAUAAAGCCAAGUUUCGUACUGACCGCUGCCUACUGCAUGCAGCAAUAUGAGUCUUAUCCUCAUUUGAUCACUGUUGUAUCAGGAAUGUCACAGUUCAAUCAAGCAGGACUUCAAAGACGACAAGCUUCGACGAUCUUCAUCCACAGAAACUACAAUCCUAAGGAUUUUUCUUACAACAUCGCCGUAAUUCAUCUGGAAGACCCAUUCAUAAUGAACAAUUAUGUGACAAAAUUUAUUAAACUUCCACCUUUCCCAAUUAAUGUCGAUUUGAUCCACUUGUGCAAAGUUAUGACAGCCAUUGGGUGGGGACAUGACAAAUGGAUGCCGGAUACACCAGGAACAGACAAAUUCAACCAUGUUCUUCAAUGUGUUGAUCUUCCUUUGAUCAGUACCAGUGAAUGCGCUUCAAGAAAUAUGGGUACCCUUCACUUCUCUUUCGUCUGUGCCAUGGGCACAGGCAAAGAUGUUUGUCAAGGAGACGCUGGAGGACCUUUACUUUGUGGGGAUACUCAGUAUGGGAUAGUUUCUAGAGGCUACGGAUGCGGCAUGAAUGACCAACCAGGUUACUACACCAGGAUAGAUAGAUUCUUGUCAUUCAUAGAUCUAGCGACAAAUAUUCCAGCGAAAAAAAGAAGCCGAGGUGUUGUUUUUUUCUGGUCGACCAAGCUUAUCGUUAUAUUCGCUUUGUUCAUGGAACUAGUUUGAAAACAAGCAGAAAACUUUGUUCAGUCAAUAUGUAUGAUAUCAUUGAGAUUCCAAAUCUAAUAAUCAAUGAUAUGGGACACGAGAUACGAGAUACGGACCGAUGUCCGUGCUAGGAAAAAAGGAAUCUCGAAAAAAUGAUUUUGAGGCAGGCCGCGUAUACAGCAAAGCUCCUAGAAGCCCGUAGUCAAAAUAAUUUCAUGGAGGUUCAAAUUCGCUUCAUGAAACAGCGGUGAAAUUUCAAAUGUUAAGUUAAUUUCCUAUCUUUAGUUUCCAGCCUUCCAGGAGAGUUUAUGGGUGUUUAAAUGUUCGCCAUUUCUUGUAUAGGUUCGUCUCCGUUUCCGUUAUCCCUUUCAAAAAGUAAAUAUAAUUUUUGCUCAGUUUCAGAGCUACGAGAAAUGGAUUUAAAGCGAUUUUAUGCAUCGUCAAAUAUUCUGCGAAUGUAAAAAUAUUCUAUGUU